Sarcophilus harrisii (Tasmanian devil) is the source of this 3390-nucleotide messenger RNA. It is a transcript of the gene MED9, whose product is annotated as mediator complex subunit 9. The coding region runs from base 40 to 669 and encodes 209 amino acids. NCBI's taxonomy places the organism in Eukaryota, Metazoa, Chordata, Mammalia, Dasyuromorphia, Dasyuridae. The record is from RefSeq and is a predicted model, not a curated record. Gene Ontology annotation, cellular component: mediator complex. Gene Ontology annotation, biological process: regulation of transcription by RNA polymerase II. Gene Ontology annotation, molecular function: transcription coregulator activity. The transcript has 2 exons.
CACUCCUCCUUCUCUCGGACACACACACACACCCCUGACAUGCGCACUAAAAAGCGCAGGAGGGGGCGGGGUGGCGGACUCCUCGGUGGCUCGCGGCCUCUCCCGUACCCAGCUCGCCCCGGUGCGGCGCGCCCAGUGACGUGCAAAACAAGCGACUCCUGUGUAGGCCCCGGUGAGAAUCAACGGAGCGCCGGGUCCACCGGCCCAACGGCCAUGGCCUCCGUCGGAGUAGUCUCCGGGAGACCGGCGGAAGAGACGUUGUCGCAAUCGCAGGAUCCGCCGUUGCAAGAGCAGAAGCCCUUGCCCGCUUCCCAACCGCCGCCGUCGCAGCAGCAACAACCGUCGCAGCCACAGCCUACGGCGUCGGUUGCUCUUCAGCCUCCUCCGCCCCCGGGCCUCAAGGAGGCGGAGACCUACUCUUUCCUGCCUUUGGUUCAUGACGUCAUCAAAUGUAUGGACAAAGACAGUGUUGAUAUGCACCAGGAGUUGACUGCUCUCAAGACCAAGUUCCAGGAGAUGCGAAAAGUGAUUAACACUAUGCCCGGUAUCAGUUCGAGUCCAGAACAGCAGCAGCAGCAACUACAGAGUCUGCGGGAACAAGUCAGAACUAAAAAUGAACUUUUGCAAAAAUAUAAGAGUCUCUGUAUGUUUGAAAUCCCCAAAGAAUAAAGCAGGCAUGUUAUAAUGACAAAAGUGAUUAAAAAAACUGAACCAGAAAAGCCAAGAUUACACAUUUUCUUCCCUCCCCUGCCCCUCUGGUGUGGUUCUGUAUGGACCCCAGCUAUUCGUUCUCUAGAGCAGCUCUUUUCAUACUUCUUUGUUGGCUGUACUCAGUGGUUAGGUCACUGUGGCUGGUUGGAGGCAGGCAUACAAGCAUUUUCUGGUGUGAAUUAAAGGCUUACUAAUGGAAGUGAGCAGUAUAUUUUCAUGGGGGCUGCAACUAUAUGGCUGCUUCCUGGGAAGUAACCAUCUGUCACAUUUUCUUGUUCUUACAGCAGCACUGAAGGACACAGUGGGAAAGAAGGUGUUCUUUACUUUCUCCUCCUAUCCCACACUCCCUUCCCCUUGGUUGUGUUCAGUGUGUACGAGGUACAUACUGUUCCUACUUAUGGAAGUUUCACUAAACUUUCGAAUAGAAUUAAUUGGCCAAAUUACUCUUCACGCUGCUUGGGUUUAAUGUGAUUAAUGGGUGGCUCUGUGAGAAUGAACAUAAUUUUGAAUGCAGAGAGGCAUCACAGGGAGAAUUUUUUUUUUUGUUCCUGGCAGUGCCAGAGCUCUAAAUAGCUUGUUGGGUUUUUUUUUUUGUUUGUUUGUUUAUUUGUUUGUUUGUUUUUUAUGUUUGAGCCAGUGAAGAUAGCAGUGUCAGUGGGGGUGUCAGUCAUUGAACCUGUGAGGUAGCUUUUGAAGCCCUCGUGCCAUCCAGGUUUUGCUAUGCCUACAAAUUCUUGCUACUCAGUUAGAUUGUCCCCUGCUGUCUUCAAUUAGCACAUUUGGCCACACUUUUAGUGCCAGAGUAAACAAUUAUGCCAGGAUGCCCAAAUCAGCUCUAAUUAUCUGUUGGGAUGGAGAGAGCAGGUGGUUCUGUACUGCAAAAGCAAAAGGAUAUUUUGGGUGAGCACAAACCCUCUCCCUGGCCCUGCCCCCAUUGAUGUACAGAUCAAAUUGUUAUGCUGGGGGAAAAAAUAAUGUUUUUGCUGGUCUCCUAUGUUGAUUAAUCAACACAUUUCAUUGAAAGGCUCAUCUAAAUGGCAAUUCUGAUUACUCCCAUCUUUGGUAGGACAGUCCUAAGAAUAUGCUCAGGCACAGUAGUUACACAUCUGGGUUCCAUUUUUCAAAUAUAUGUCAAGUGCCUUCAUGUUUUGCCUGUUUUUCCUCUGAUUUAUCAGCUUUGUACCGACUUCCUUGGCCAUUAGAUCGGCAUUGAAGUUGCUUCCCUGCCUCUCUUAGAGACAAACAUGUAAAUAUUAUUUAGGGCAAGAGUUUGGGAUUCUGCUGCUGUGUGCCUAUUGCUUGUUGAGAAGUAAAAAUCUUCUUAGAUUUUUCAAAGAAAAAAAUCUUUGAAAUCUUCUUAGAAGUGGAUAAGUCUGAGAAGUUCUUGUCUUUAGCAAAUUGAACUUCAAUCAUCUAUUUAUUCUAUACUUGGGAACCAAGAGCUCACCCACAGUAGCUAGAAUGUGUCUGGUAUAAUAAAGCAGCAAGGGGCAGUGUAGUGUGGGGCAGUGGUUGUUGACUGGUUUCUACAGAACAGGAAACUGAAUUUAACUGGGUUGUUGGGGGGAAGCAAAGAUUAUUUAUACUGGUUCUACCUUGUGACCUAUCACUGACUAGAUCCUUUAGGGAUUGAUAGAACUGGACCUGUGAUUUCAUUGCUGUAGGGAAACACCCGGCUCAGGAAGCGACCUCUUGCAGGACACAGCAAAACCUUUUCUGAAACUAAGAGUCUUACACACCAAGGGUGCCAGGGUACCACAUGGUUAAAUAACGAGCCCUGGGUCACACAGUGUAUGUCAGAGGCUGGCUCUGCAGCAGUCUCUGUCCCCCAUGUCACAUAUCACUUCUCAACCAAAUCCACGAUUUCCUAGAUAUUUUAUAGUAAGUAGUUUGUGAGCCUAAUCUAAGGCUCUUACUGAAUACUAUGAAACGAGAUCUAUGUCAGGUUCAAAUAUAGGCUUGCUUGAGCUGGCUAUAUCGGGGUACCACUUAAUUUUAUUAUCUAUAUUUGUGAAUACCUAUUUCUGGGGUUAAUUAAAAAUGCCUGAUAUUGGUGACUUUUUAAAGCAUGUAAUUAAUGUUUCAAAAGUUUUGCUAUGGUUGGCCCCUCUCUCUCCCUCCCUCCAUUUCUCUCCCUCCCUCCCUUCUUUCCUGCCCUGUCCCUGUCCCCCCUACCCCACCCCCUUUUUUUCCUCAAGGUUUUGUGAAGUAAUUGCAGAGACCUUAAUAGUGUUGUUGGGUUUUUUUGAGUGUUCCUAUAAAAACCUCACAUGGGAAAGGGCACAGUGAUGUUAUUAAACUUGAGAUUUUACAACUCAAAAUUGGUAAAUGUGAAAAAAAAUUAGGAUUUCUUAUUGCUUUGUUAAUAUUCUAUAUUAGUGAUUGUCUUAAGUGUUGGAAAAAUGUCAGUAAUGUAGAUGAAAAAUUUCUUGAGAGCUAGUUGCUACACAUUUACCAAUACACUCCUACUUAUAUAAUAUAGUAGAGUAUUUGUCAGAUAGUAGCACCUUAGUGGCUGACCUGAAACCUCCUUUAUAAUUCUUCCUUUGUAUCCUACCAUAACUGUAUGAUUUUUGCAUAGGUAAAAAUAGCAUUUCAUAUACAGAAGGUCCCAGUCUAACAUUUUUGCUUCUCAUUUGCUUGAAAACUUUGGGCUCAUUAAAUACUUGUUGAAUCAUC